AUGCCGCUACAUCAGAAGAAAAUGGUUUACAGGAAAUGUGUGCGGUUAUCACGUGAAAUAUUUGCGCAGAAAGCAUUCGAUCUUUAUCGCGGUGAUGAGCUGUCUCCUGGUAAGGACGUCACAACGGAUGCUCAGAUUGAUAAUUUCGUCAAGGAGAUGUCAGCUUCUGCAUACCAUCCAUGCUGUUCAUGCAAAAUGGGCUCACAAGAUGAUAAAAUGGCAGUUGUUGAUCCCGAGACGAUGAGUGUUUAUGGUACACAAAAUCUGAAGGUUGUUGAUGCAAGUGUAAUGCCAUCAGUAGUGAGUGGCAAUCUGAACGCUCCCGUAAUAAUGAUGGCAGAACGAGCUGCUGAUAUUCUUCAAGGAAAAAGAUUACCUGCUUUAGCAGUACCUAUUUUUAGUCAUACCUCGGGUUGA
Messenger RNA from Haemonchus placei, 417 nucleotides. Lineage: Eukaryota; Metazoa; Nematoda; Chromadorea; Rhabditida; Trichostrongylidae. The record is from the annotation of a GenBank genome assembly.